Verruconis gallopava is the source of this 1758-nucleotide messenger RNA. RefSeq lists its product as uncharacterized. Gene Ontology annotation, biological process: transmembrane transport. The transcript has 8 exons. The coding region runs from base 1 to 1758 and encodes 585 amino acids. The record is from RefSeq and is a predicted model, not a curated record. Gene Ontology annotation, molecular function: transmembrane transporter activity. Lineage: Eukaryota; Fungi; Ascomycota; Dothideomycetes; Venturiales; Sympoventuriaceae.
AUGGCCGAAAUUUCGCCUGCAGACGCGCAACUCGACGUGAAGAAGGAGGGAAUUGAGAAAGUCGAACAUGUCAACAGCAACGACGCCUCUUCAGAUGAAGCACCGGCUGUCAAGCACAAGAUCACUACAACCCAAUGGCUAGCCAUAAUUGCCCUCGCUUUGUCUUACAUGACUGCGUUCCAGCAGGGCGCAUGUACUGCAGCGAUUGUGAAAAGCAUUGAUGAGGCUCUUGGUCCUACGACAUAUUACAAUUGGAUGCUGACGGCAAAUACGAUCACAUCAACAAUCUCUCUGCCCGUUGCAGGGGGUUUGAGUGAUAUAUUCGGACGAAGAUGGUUCAUGAUCUGUGGUGGCUGUUUGUCUUUGCUCAGCGCGAUCAUUGCACUUUGCGCGAAGAAUAUCAACACCAUGAUCGCAGCGUCGGCAGUUGGAGGCUUGGGCAGGCUUGCUGCCGUUGCAGAACUCGUUCCAAAUAACAAAAGGGGUAUAGUACAAGGUUGUCUUGAUGUCCUAUUGCUUCCUUGGUCUGUUUUCGGAGUAAAUUCUACGCGGUUUUGUAGCAAAGGAAAGGCUAAUACGGAUCACACUUCAGUCAUCAUCGGCAUUGUGCUCAAUGCUGUUUCGAUUGCGCUUGCCUAUCUCUUCUACUUUCCCCCACGAGUCGGGUUGAGAAUUGGUACGAGAACAAAAAUCGAAGCACUGCGGCAGCUGGACUGGACCGGAGUGUUUCUGCUCAACUCUGGUCUGAUCCUGUUCCUCGUCGCUAUUGGCCUCGGCGGUACAACAUUUCCAUGGGGUCAUGCAGGCUUUAUUGCACCAUUUGUGGUCGGCGUAGUGCUCAUUGCUAUAUUCAUCGUGUGGGAAGCCAAAUUUGCAUCUUUCCCAUUCUUGGAUCAUGAUCUAUUCAAAGGCAAGACGAGAACGUUCUCGCUCUACCUAGUAGUCGACUUCGUCGCUGGUAUGGGCCUAUAUGCAGCCGCGGCGUUCUGGGCUCAACUGGCACGUGGAAUUUGGGAAGCAAGUCCCAUCAAGGUCGGAAUUUUGUGCAUUCCAGGCGGAGCCUGCGGCGCAGUAGGUGGAUUCUUUGCUGGAAUGUUGAUCGGUCAGCACAAGUUACUCAAAGCCAAUCUUUGCUUGUGCUACGGCACCGCCGUAAUGAUGACAGGCAACUGGCGCCGAUUCAAGACACAUUUUCAUAAAUCGUACUCAAGAACACAACAUGUUGGACAUCGAAAAUACGGUUCAGUUAUUGCCAUAAGAUACAUUUCAGCUCACGAUACUAGGGCAUUAACUCUUGUCUCGCCUGAUGGGCCCCAUGGCAUUCCUUAUGCUCUUGGAAUUGCAUCAAUAGCGAUGCUGGGAACAGGUUGGACUCUCAUUGCACUCAUCGUGUGCGUUCAGCUUGCCGUUGAAGACAAGGACAUAGGCUCAGGCACACUUCUUCUUGGAUCUGUUCGUGCGAUCGGUGGCAGUGUUGCAAUCACUAUCUAUUCUGCCCUUCUCCAAAACAACUUCGUCGCUCAGAGCCAAAACAUCGCGCUGCAGCUCCUGGAAGUUGGCGCUCCUCUCGAAAUUAUACAACCUCUGGUUCUGAAUUUGAUAAACGAAAACUUCCAGAUCGCUGAGGCUCUUCCGGGGGUGACGCCUCAGAUACUCAGUGCAGCUAGGCAAGCCCUUAAGUCCACCUGGGCCACGGGCUUCCACCACGUAUAUUACUGCGCGGCGUCGUUUGGAGCGGCCGCAUUCGUUGCAGGUUAG